Pseudozyma hubeiensis SY62 is the source of this 1113-nucleotide messenger RNA. RefSeq names its product aspartate-semialdehyde dehydrogenase. The record is from RefSeq and is a predicted model, not a curated record. Bases 1 to 1113 code for a protein of 370 amino acids. Gene Ontology annotation, molecular function: NAD binding; aspartate-semialdehyde dehydrogenase (NADP+) activity; NADP binding. Gene Ontology annotation, biological process: L-threonine biosynthetic process. The transcript has a single exon. Lineage: Eukaryota; Fungi; Basidiomycota; Ustilaginomycetes; Ustilaginales; Ustilaginaceae.
AUGUCGGUCGCAUCUUCCUCGUCAUCGCAAAAGCUCAAAGUCGGCCUGCUCGGUGCUACGGGCACGGUGGGUCAACGCUUCAUCCUGCAGCUCGCUGCUCAUCCGCAGUUCGAGCUUGCUGCGCUAGGCGCAUCGUCCUCUUCGGCGGGCAAGCCGUACAUCCAAGCAGUUCAGGGGAGGUGGAAGCAGAUCCGCCGAGUUCCGGACAAUGUGGCGCAGAUGCCCGUAUACGAAUGCAAGCCGGAGCACUUUGCAGAAUGCCAAGUGGUUUUCUCUGGUCUCGACUCCGGACCUGCUGGACCUGUGGAGGAUGCCUUCCGGAAAGCCGAGUUGAGGGUAUUCUCCAACGCGAAAAACUAUCGCACCGAUCCGUUGUGCCCAUUGGUGGUUCCUCUGGUCAAUCCGGAACAUAUGCAGAUCUUGCCAUAUCAACGACAGCAGGUGGGAACUAAGAAGGGAUUCAUCGUCACCAAUGCGAACUGCUCCACCACCGGUAUCGUUGUACCCUUGAAGGCGCUGGAAGCCAAGUUCGGACCGCUGGACAAGAUUCUGGUCAACACGAUGCAGGCUAUCUCCGGUGCAGGCUACCCCGGUGUGUCUUCGCUCGACAUCUUGGACAACGUCGUACCGUUCAUCAGCGGCGAAGAGGAAAAGAUCGAGUGGGAGACGGCCAAGAUCUUGGGUGGCAUCAAGUCGGACAAGACUGCAUUCGACUAUCACGAAGAGCACCCGCUCAAGGUCUCUGCUCACUGCAACCGUGUCCCUGUCAUCGACGGUCACAUGGAGUGCGUCUCGGUCUCGUUCAAGAACCGACCCGCACCGUCUGUAGAGCAAGUCAAAAAGUGUCUGGAAGAGUUCACCACGGAAGCGCAAAAGAUCGGUGUCCACUCGGCGCCCAAACAGGCCAUCACGGUGCACGAGGAGCAGGAUCGCCCACAACCACGUCUGGACCGUGACUGGCAGAACGGCGCUGGUGUCAACGUGGGAAGGGUGCGCGAAUGCCCCGUCUUUGACAUCAAGUUUGUGGUGCUCUCCAACAACGUCAUGAUCGGCGCCGCCACGAGCUCGGUGAUGAACGCAGAGAUCGCCCUCGCCAAGGGAUUCCUCUCGUGA